AUGUCUUUAAACUACAUAAAGAACUUCUAUGAGGGAUGUCUUCGGCCUCCAACUGUGAUUGGUCAGUUUCACACCCUGUUUUUUGGCUCUGUGCGGAUGUUCUUCUUGGGAGUUCUGGGAUUUGCGGUUUAUGGGAAUGAAGCCCUUCAUUUUAGCUGUGAUCCAGACAGGAGAGAGCUCAACCUUUUCUGUUACAAUCAAUUUAGACCUGUAACGCCUCAGGUGUUUUGGGCCCUUCAGUUAGUUACUGUGCUGGUUCCAGGAGCUGUGUUUCACCUUUACGCAGCAUAUAAAAACAUCGACCAAGAGGACAUUCUGGACCGACGGACAUACACCGUGUUCUACAUCAUUUCUGUCCUCCUGCGAAUUGUCCUGGAGGUAGCAGCGUUUUGGCUUCAGAGUCGACUCUUUGGAUUCCUGGUUCAUUCCCUGUAUUUCUGUGAUGCAAGUUCAAUGGAAAAGACUUUAAACGUCACCAAGUGCAUGGUCCCUGAGCAUUUCGAAAAGACCAUCUUUCUCAGCGCAAUGUACAUCUUUACCAUAAUCACCAUGAUUUUGUGUAUGGCAGAGAUUUUUGAAAUACUGUGCAGGAGGCUUGGCUAUUUGACCAAUGAAUGACAUCAUCAGAUAAACAAUUUGCAUAACAAGUUUAAUAACUAAUGGAUCCAUCCAGGUGUUCAGAUUGUCGUCUACCUCAUUAAGAAUAAGGGCUGGAGCUUUAAUUUCAAUUAAUUUAAAUGGUGCCCACAUCAUUUCUUAUGUGGGUCAGAUUGCUAAGGGACUGGGAUGAGUAUGAUCAUCUGUGAAAUGCAGAAAAAAAGAUUAAGCAAUAUUUUGCACAAUAAUAAACUUUUGUUGAUUUGACCUUGCAAACUGUUGUUUUAAUGUUGGUUUAAAAAUGCAGCAUGAAGUUAAAACAACUUGCUUUUGCCAGUCAA
Messenger RNA from Paramisgurnus dabryanus, 938 nucleotides. RefSeq names its product gap junction epsilon-1 protein. Gene Ontology annotation, molecular function: gap junction channel activity. The record is from RefSeq and is a predicted model, not a curated record. NCBI's taxonomy places the organism in Eukaryota, Metazoa, Chordata, Actinopteri, Cypriniformes, Cobitidae. Gene Ontology annotation, cellular component: connexin complex. Gene Ontology annotation, biological process: cell-cell signaling.